CAUCAGCCAGUCCAUAUGACGCCGUCCGUUUGAAACCAAUCCAAAUCUUCAGCACCACUCCUCCCUCACACCAUCAUUUUCACUGCAAAUGGCGUCCCCUGCCCCAGAAGUAACCGAGCCGAGAGUAGUCUUCCGACCUGGGAAGAAAAGGAAGAUUUACCGACAGCGAUCAGAAGAUGCCGACGGCGAAACAGCAGAAGUCGCAAACGAGACGUCAGCAGGAGCAUCCGGUUUGCGCGCCGGCAGCAGCAGCACUCUCGAAACCCGGGAUCCUCGUCACCCCGGCUCUGAAGAAGAGGAAUUAUCGGUUGCAGAAGUGCUGCGGCGGCGGAAUGCUCAAAAGGCGCGACUAGGCGGCGUCGCCUUCCGGGCAACACCGACGCCACGGAAUGAUGACGCCGGCGCCACAGAGGACGGCAAUCCCGGCCAGAGCCUCACUCUCCCUGAGGGCGGUGGCAAUGCCGUGGACAGCAUUGCGGAGGGCGGCAUCGUGAAGCGAUUCGCAACGCAGACUGGGCUGGUCGGCGAACUGGUGAACAGACACAUGGAGGAAUACAUAGAAUCAGAACUAGCUAGGAGGCAACGGCACGCCAAUGAAUACGCGGCGGCGCAGGCGCAGGCCCAAGCGAACUCCCACCAGCACUCCGAGGAGACGGUGCACGACAAACCGGUCGUGAUGCAGCCCGCCAUGCGCGGCAAGCUGCUCGAGAUCGACCUCGGCGAGGAGGCGCGGGCGCGCAACAUCGCUAUGACGGAGCGGGCCCGGCGCCGGCUGGAAGGGCAGAGCAUCGACGAAGAAGAAGAGGGGGCCGGGCAGCGGCCCAGGAAGGUCCGCCUAGGCAAGGACGGCAAGCCGUUGCGGCAGAGGGGUAGAAGAGGGAGCGACGAUAUUAAGAGGGAUCAGCUCGUGGAGGAGUUCCUGCGAGAGAAUAGACUCGAUGUCUACGAUAUUCCCGCUCAGAACGACGCAAGCUCUGCGGCAUUGGGUGGCGAUGAAGCAGCGGAUGACAGGAUAGCAGAGGAGUUCCGGCGCGACUUCAUGGAUGCGCUGAGUGCGCGACGGCAGAGGAGGAGGCCGGCCACCAACGCCCCACCCAAGCCACCCAAGGGAACUGUGAAGAAGGAAGAGAUACUCAGGGGGCCGAAGCUUGGAGGGAGUCGGAACGUGAGAUCGCAGAUGAGAGAUCUCCUGCUGAAGGAGCAAAUGGAGAAGCGCUGAAGGGCUGUUAAUGUUUUCGUCAGGGUUACCUACUACUUGACUGUAGGCUGUUAUAAAUCAACCUUUGUAAGCAUUGGAUAUUGCGUCGAUUGCUUCCUUGAUGCUUCCCUGGAUUCAAUACCGAGUUCAUACACCAUAAUUCUUGAGCAAAUUCUCCUCCUCGACGUCUUAUUGUGUACUAUGUAUUUAAGCACUCCGUACGCAGUAAAAGAAGUUUCCAGAUGGAGAGAGGAGCGCGAGCAACGCUAAUGCAGCCUUCGAUCAGCCG
Phialemonium atrogriseum is the source of this 1487-nucleotide messenger RNA. Its product is annotated as hepatocellular carcinoma-associated antigen 59-domain-containing protein. The transcript has 3 exons. The record is from RefSeq and is a predicted model, not a curated record. Gene Ontology annotation, cellular component: spliceosomal complex. Gene Ontology annotation, biological process: mRNA splicing, via spliceosome. The coding region runs from base 89 to 1219 and encodes 376 amino acids. Lineage: Eukaryota; Fungi; Ascomycota; Sordariomycetes; Cephalothecales; Cephalothecaceae.